Messenger RNA from Eremothecium gossypii ATCC 10895, 2148 nucleotides. It is a transcript of the gene CAF4, whose product is annotated as Caf4p. The record is from RefSeq and is marked provisional. The transcript has a single exon. Lineage: Eukaryota; Fungi; Ascomycota; Saccharomycetes; Saccharomycetales; Saccharomycetaceae. Gene Ontology annotation, molecular function: protein binding. The coding region runs from base 1 to 2148 and encodes 715 amino acids.
AUGUCUAGUGGUACAUCUGGCGACCAGAUUUCGCAUUUUGGGAAGACGCUGACGACCACUGCGUCGUUAGUGUUCGGCUCGCAGUCCAUGGAGGAUACUAUCCUAUCGUACAGCAGCCCCUACAAGAAGAUAUUGCAUGACACAAUAACCAGCUCCGGAGGGACCUCCAGUUUGAUGAAGGUGGAGCGGAGUGGCCGUAUGUUUACGCCGUUCAGGACGCGGAACUCGGCAUUUCAGGACAUAUUCCACGCUUCUUCUGGCCGCGGCUACUUCAAGAAUGGAUUCAGUGACACCAGGACGAGCUUUCAGGUGUUAAGUUAUCUUAGCGAUGCGAUGUUGGCGGAUAUACCUAGCUCGGAAUCGGCGGCAGCAACUAGUGGAAAGCUGGUGACUGAGAAGGGCGAAAAGGGCAAGAAAAAAAGGGCAGAAACUGCACACGCACGCGGACCAUCGCUUUACCAGGGCUUUGAGGCAUCACUUCCCACAAUUAAUCAAACCAUCACCACCCACCAGAAAAAGCAGAUUAUGAACAGAGAUAUUAAAUCCAUCAGGGAAUCAGACGCUACUCCUGAAGAUGUGGGACAGGAUGUGGAUAUUGAGAAAGGUGAAGAGGAAACCACACAUGAUGAAUUUACGCUUCCCAAGGGUAUAAAACCUGAACACCUAAGCAACUCAUACUCGAUAAAGAAUCUAAAGGGUGCCGUACAGACGAUCACCGAUAAUCUGGAUUUGUUGGAAAUUCAAAAGAACCUGGCUGCUAGUGAAAUCCGGGAAUUGGAUUUGAAGAUGGAAAAAUUAAAGCUCAUGCGUGAUUUGGUCUUUCGAAGGGUUGCCAAAAUUGAACAAAAUGAAUUGUUCUUGGAAAAGCAUCUAAUGAACAUUAGGGAGAGAAUAGAUAUGAUAGAGGAAUAUAACUUGGAUAAUGAUACUGAUGCGGAGAAGGCCUAUGAGGAGGCAACCUCCGCGCCAGAAGAUACGAAGGACCAAUAUAGCGAAUUGCCUGAUGCGAACACUGCUGAAUCUGGUGAGACUGUUGUGCAGGAACCUCAAGUCAAUCUUGCAUCUGCACAGAAAUCGCUCAAGAAAAGAUCAAAGCAGACUGGAUAUUCGCAUAAAAAUCAUGAAAAGAAGGUGCAGCAGCAUGAGUUCAGGCAUCUAAGGAAAACUUAUCCAACCUUGCAACAAUAUUAUGAACCAGGUGCUAACAUUCUUUCCUUUGAUUCAGCGCAUGAGGACAACGUAACAUGUUUGGAUUUCAAUUUGCCAUUUGGAACUCUUUGCUCAGCUGGGAAGUUAGAUCCUACAAUUAAGGUGUGGAACUUGAGUAAGAACAAGCAUGUGGCUUCCAUUACAGGACAUCUAGCGACUGUUAGCUGCAUGCAGAUGGACCAAUAUAAUACUCUGAUUACUGGUGGGCGUGAUGCUUUGCUGAAAAUGUGGGACAUACAGAAGGCAAUUGACAAUGACUCAAUUCCUUCCGACGAGGUCUGCAUUUAUACUUUUGACUCGCAUAUUGAUGAAAUUACUGCUUUGAGUUUUGAGGCCAAUAAUCUAGUCUCUGGUUCACAGGAUAGAACCAUCCGUCAAUGGGAUUUGAACAACGGUAAAUGUGUCCAAACGCUAGAUAUCAACUUCGCCACAGGUGGAAACUUAUCUCGCUCCAUGAUUGGUUCAGGAUUCCUGAACACGAAUAAUGACCACCCCAUUAUCGGCGCUAUCCAGUGUUACGAUGCUGCACUUGCCACAGGUACCAAGGAUGGUAUUGUACGCCUAUGGGACCUAAGGUCUGGACGGGUUGUGCGUACCCUAGAGGGCCACUCUGAUGCUGUUACAUCCCUUCAGUUUGAUUCUCUAAACCUUGUGACUGGUUCCUUGGAUAACAGCAUUAGAAUCUGGGAUCUACGUACCGGUACAUUGGCUGAUACAUUUUCGUAUGAACACCCGGUGACAUGUUUGCAGUUUGACUUGAAUAAGAUAGUUGUCGCUAACCAGGAAGGUACAGUGAAGGUUUACAACCGGCAAGAGAAGAAGCAUUGGUUUUGCGGCGGUGAUGAGCAUAGUGAGAAUGCCGUGGAAUAUGUCAGAUAUAAAGAUGGCUACUUGGUUGAAGGCCGCGCGAACGGUGAUAUUAAUGCCUGGGCCAUUUGA